Penicillium chermesinum is the source of this 519-nucleotide messenger RNA. RefSeq names its product 60S ribosomal protein uL23. The transcript is spliced from 3 exons. Lineage: Eukaryota; Fungi; Ascomycota; Eurotiomycetes; Eurotiales; Aspergillaceae. Gene Ontology annotation, biological process: translation; ribosomal large subunit assembly. Gene Ontology annotation, cellular component: ribosome; cytosolic large ribosomal subunit. Gene Ontology annotation, molecular function: structural constituent of ribosome. The record is from RefSeq and is a predicted model, not a curated record. Bases 1 to 519 code for a protein of 172 amino acids.
AUGGCCCCUAACACCAAGCAAGGCACCCGCCCCGCCGCCCGGGCUAAUGCUGCCGCCAAGGCAGUUGUGAAGGGAUCUUCCCUCCACAAGUCCCGCAAGGUUCGCACUUCGACCACCUUCCACCGCCCCAAGACUCUCCAGCUCUCGCGGUCCCCCAAGUACCCCCGUACCUCCAUCCCCCAUCAGCCCGCUCUCGAUGCCCACAAGGUUGUCCUGUACCCUCUGAACACUGAGAGCGCCAUGAAGAAGAUUGAGGAGAACAACACCCUGGUCUUCAUCGUUGAUGUCAAGGCCAACAAGCGCCAGAUCAAGGGCGCCCUCAAGAAGCUGUACGACGUCGAUACCGUGAAGGUCAACACCCUGGUCCGGUAUGUGCUUAAUCUGAUUGCUUCCUCGAAAGAUAACGCCCCACUAAUACUCAUCCUCUGUAGCCCUGACGGCUCCAAGAAGGCCUUCGCCCGUCUGACCCCCGAUGUCGAUGCUCUGGACAUCGCUGCCACCAAGCUCGCUAUCGUCUAA